Molecule: messenger RNA, 2948 nt
Organism: Phragmites australis (common reed)
Lineage: Eukaryota; Viridiplantae; Streptophyta; Magnoliopsida; Poales; Poaceae
Product: pentatricopeptide repeat-containing protein At4g21065-like
Exons: 2
Coding region: 187-2433 (748 amino acids)
Biological process (GO): RNA modification
Molecular function (GO): RNA binding; protein binding; zinc ion binding
Source: RefSeq, a predicted model, not a curated record
CGGAGACCUCCUCCACCCGCCCUCCGUCACCCUAUCACUGGAUCUGCAGUCCACUAGCGCCGUCAUCCGCUGUCCAUCGUCGCUGCUCUUCGAGCUGUUGGUGGUGCGUUGCUGCUGCCGUGCGCUCUCUAUUGGGGUUGCUACUGGUGGUACUCGAGUUGUUCUGCAGCUGGUGGCGGCCGUGCCAUGCGCCCGUCGCCAUGGCCGACCCCUCGCUCCGUGAGGCAAGCAUCCCAGCUCCACGCCUUCCUCACCACAUCCGGAGACCUCCUCCACCCGCCCUCCGCUGCGCACCUCCUCAACGCCCUCGCCAACCGCCUCCUCCCCUCUGCGUCCGCCCCGCGGCACCUCCGCUACACGCUCAGUCUGUUCGACCAAAUUCCCCGCCCCACCACCUUUCUCUUUGACACCGCGCUCCGCGCCUGCUUCCGCGCGUCCUCCUCCCGCUCCGGUGACGAGCCCUUCCUUUUCCUCUACCGCCGCAUGCGCCGCGGGGGCGUGCGCACGGACGUCUUCACGUUCCAUUUCCUCUUCAAGUGUUGCUCCGGCGCCCGCACCCACGCGCGAGUGUGCCGGAUGCUGCACGCCACGUGCCUCCGGACCAUGCUUCCCUCUGCCGCGCCGCUCGUCGCGAACCCUCUUAUACAUAUGUACGCCGAGCUCGGGCUCGCGGACGACACCCGCCGGGUUUUCGACGAGAUACCUGUGAAGGACGCGGUUGCCUGGACGAUGGUGAUCGGUGGGUUGGCCAAGAUGGGGCUGCUCGAUGAAGCACGAAAGUUCCUUGUGCAGGCACCGGAGAGGAACGUGAUCUCCUGGACUAGCUUGAUUGCUGGGUACUCGCGUGCCGGUCGAGCUGCUGAGGCUGUGGAUUGCUUCAACAGCAUGCUUUCCGAUGGAAUUGUGCCGGAUGAGGUUACCGUGAUUGCCAUGCUCUCGGCAUGUGCACAACUAAAGGAUUUGGACUUUGGCCGCUCGUUACACUUGCUGGUCAGGCAAAAGGGUAUGUUGAAGAGUGAAAAUCUCGUUGUUGCGCUCAUUGACAUGUAUGCCAAGUGUGGUGACAUUGUCUGUGCACAGGAGGUCUUUGACGCUGUGGGCAGGGGGCAAAAGCCCCAUACAUGGAAUGCUAUCAUUGAUGGGUACUGCAAGAUUGGUCAUGUUGAUGUUGCAAGGUCUUUGUUCGAUCAAAUGGAUGCCCGUGAUGUCAUUACAUUUAACUCGAUGAUCACUGGCUACAUCCACAGUGGCCGGCUUAGAGACGCACUGCUAUUGUUUAUGCAGAUGAGGAGACACGAUUUGUGCGCUGAUAACUUUACAAUGGUGAGCCUUCUCACUGCUUGUGCGAGUUUAGGUGCAUUGCCACAGGGUAGGGCAUUGCAUGCUUGCAUCAAGCAGAGGCUGGUGGAAGAAGAUAUUUACCUUGGGACUGCACUCUUGGACAUGUACAUGAAAUGCGGGAGGGUGAAUGAGGCAACUAUUGUGUUCCAGCGGAUGGGUGAGAGAGACGUUCGCACUUGGACUGCCAUGAUCGCAGGUCUUGCAUUCAAUGGGAUGGGUAAGGCUGCUCUGGAGCAUUUUUGCCGGAUGAAGCGUGAUGGCUUUCAGCCCAACUCAGUUACCUACAUUGCUGUUCUGACUGCAUGCAGCCACUCAAGUUUGCUUAAUGAAGGUCGUAUGUACUUCGAUGAGAUGAGAACAUCACACAAGAUACGUCCUCAGGUUGAACACUAUGGCUGCAUGAUAGAUUUGCUUGGCCGCAGUGGGCUUUUGGAUGAAGCUAUGGAUCUUGUUCGGGCAAUGCCAGUGCAACCAAAUGCUGUCAUAUGGGGUUCUAUCUUGAGUGCUUGCAGAGUCCACAAAGACAUUGACCUAGCUCGACAUGCUGCAGAGCAUCUUCUGAAGCUAGAGCCUAAUGAGGACGCUGUCUAUGUCCAGUUGUAUAACAUAUACAUAGACUCUAGACAGUGGGAAGAUGCAUCAAGAAUCAGGAGAUUGAUGGAAGAAUGGGGAGUUAAGAAGACAGCUGGUUACAGCUCGAUUACUGUGGCUGGGAAGGUGCACAAGUUUGUUGUUAAUGACCAAUCACAUCCUUGGACAUCAGAGAUCAUCGCAAUGAUGGAUGAAAUUGCACACAGGCUAAAGUCUGUGGGUUAUUCUCCGAUCACGUCAAAGAUAACAAUGGAUGUUGAUGAGGAAGAGAAAGAACAAGCACUUUUAGCACACAGUGAGAAGAUGGCCAUUGCUUUUGGCCUCAUUAGUCUUGCACCAAACUUGCCGAUUCAUAUCAUGAAGAACCUGAGGGUCUGUGAGGACUGCCACUCUACAAUCAAGUUAAUUUCCAAGCUUUGGAACCGGGAAAUCAUUGUUAGAGACCGGAGCAGGUUCCACCAUUUCCGUGAUGGAGCAUGCUCUUGCAAUGAUUUUUGGUGAUUUUCAUUCUGCAAUAUGCCAGUCUUGGUGUAGAGCUCAGAACAUAAGAAUACACUAAAAGCGCAAGUUCUUCAUCUUGCAAAUUUCCUCUCAAAUUCGAAUAUUUAAAUGCCAAAGGAAUAAGGAAAUGUUUAUUUUGAAAGACCAGGAAUAAGGAAGUCACUUCUGUUGCUCAUGCGUGCCAUUGGAACUGUGUUCCUGGAACACAAUCCAAAUCCAUUCACCGCUUGUUCUGUCGAGUUCAAAGAGAUGAGACUGAAUGUCUGAAUCAAUGUUCUUCUUCUGUGCAACUGUCCUUGUUUUCCAGCACUGCAGUUUUCUAACCUGUGACUUGCCCAGAUUUACGAUAGUGUUAGAACUGGUUUAUUUUGCACACGGAAUUGGUGAUUGGAAAGAUCAAUCAGAAUUGUCCCGAGGAUUAGCUGUAGUAUCCAAGAGUUCAUUGUAGCAAGGGUUAGAAUGCUUUGUGCCUUUGUGAACAUAAAAGAGUAAAAAAAAAAUCAUUAUUACGGAUC